Pan troglodytes (chimpanzee) is the source of this 1467-nucleotide messenger RNA. RefSeq names its product coiled-coil-helix-coiled-coil-helix domain-containing protein 2-like. Bases 67 to 480 code for a protein of 137 amino acids. The record is from RefSeq and is a predicted model, not a curated record. The transcript has a single exon. Gene Ontology annotation, cellular component: mitochondrion; nucleus. Gene Ontology annotation, molecular function: sequence-specific DNA binding. Gene Ontology annotation, biological process: mitochondrion organization; positive regulation of transcription by RNA polymerase II. Lineage: Eukaryota; Metazoa; Chordata; Mammalia; Primates; Hominidae.
UUGAAGAAAAGGCCGAGCCGUUGCGUACCUAGGAUGCCAUGUGGAAGCUGAAGCUGCACCUCCCGCAUGACCCCUCUAGCCAGCUGGGCCCCUCAGAUGAGAGUUGCAUCCAGGCCAGCACUAGCCGCUCAGCCACCAGCAGCGGCACCCCCAACUGCAGUUGGCUCUCCUGCUGCUGUGCCCCGUCUGAUGGUCCAGAUGGCAACCACUGCAGCUGGCGUGGCUGUGGGCUCUGCCGUGGGGCACACACUGGGUCACGCCAUUACUGGGGGGUUUAGUGGAGGAAGUAAUGCUGAGCCUGCGAGGCCUGACAUCACUUACCAGGAGCCUCAGGGAACCCAGCUGGCACAGCAGCAGCAGCCUUGCUUCUAUGAGAUCGAACAGUUUCUGGAGUGUGCCCAGAACCAUGGUGACAUCAAGCUCUGUGAGGGUUUCAAUGAGGUGCUGAAACAGUGCCGACUGGCAAAACGAUUGGCCUGAUCAAGAAGUUCAACCUGGAGAAAUGGAAAAUCAGCUCUAUAACCAAGUUAAUUUAGUAUAAAAAUCGAAUUGAUAGUGAAGGUAUAAAGUGUAACCAUCAGUUAAACCUCUUGUGUCAUUCCUAGCUUCCUUGCUUCUGAAUUGAAAUGGAAGGGGGUGUUCCUACUCUGUAGAAUUUGGGGCUGGGCAAAUGUUUGUGUGGCCUCCUUAAAAGAGCUGUUAUGAUUUUAUUCUUUGUGAGUUAAUUAGAAUAAAGUCAUUUUCUUCCAAGGGAAAAAAAGAAGAUUUGAAAUAUUGGACAAGUUAACUUAUCCUGAAUGUGUGGAAGACGACUACCCCUGCUUAGAACUCAUGAGCUGCUCUUUACUGUGUUUUUAUUAACCCAUCUAAAUGGGAAGAACAAUAACAGGACCCUGGAAUCUGUUUCCAUUAUGCAAUUAGUGGCACACAGGUAAACUGCAAAAUUCCAACUGCAGAAUUUCAUAAUUGAUAGUUCUUCCUUUAUGUCUAAGAUGAUUUCAAAAUAAUCAUCUCCUUAGAAUUAUUUGCAACAGAUAAUGUAUUAGUUUGCUGGAGCUGCCAUAACAAAGUACCACAGACACAGUUCUGGAGGCCAGAAGUCCAAGAUCAAGGUGUUGGCAGGGUUGGUUCUAAGGGCUGUCGUGGAGAAUCUGUUCCAAGCCUUGUACUGGCUUCUGGUGGUUUGCAGGCAAUAUUUGGUGCUCCUUGGCUUCUGCUACAUCACCCCGACCUCUGCCUUCAUGUUCACGUGGCAGUCUCCCUGUGUGCAUGUCUGUCUAGCGCUGCAUUUGAAUUUCCCCUUUUCAUAAGGAUACCGGUCAUAUUGGAUUAGGACCCACCCAAUGACCUCACUGUAACUUGAUUACCUCUGUAAAAAGCCUAUCUCCAAAUAAGGUCACAUUCUGAGGAAUAUGGGGUUAGGACCUCAAAAAUAUGUUUUUUAGGACCACAAAAAAAUUGUGUCCU